AUGGCAGAAGAGGAGAAUCCAGACUCAUCCACCAUGGCAGAAGAGGAAGAUCCAGACUCAUCCACCAUGGCAGAAGAGGAGGAUCCAGACUCAUCCACCAUGGCAGAAGAGGAGGAUCCAGACUCAUCCACCAUGGCAGAAGAGGAGGAUCCAGACUCAUCCACCAUGGCAGAAGAGGAGGAUCCAGACUCAUCCACCAUGGCAGACAAUGAAGUUCCAGGCCCCUCGGCCGCUGAAGAAUGCCGGCACAGUUGCAGAAUGUUCUCACUGAUGUCCAUCUUGAGGAAACAUUAGCGCAGUUGAAGGUUUUACAGGAUAAUCAGCUGUAUACCUGCAACAGGUAUUCAGCAUCGCAGCUGUCUGAUAAAGUUCUUAGGAUGGAAACAGGACUGCUACUCCAAGUCAGAUGGAUCUGCAGAAGCAAAUCUACUCUGUGUACCGUUCAAUGCACACCUUCAAACUACUCUUGGGAGUUGCACCUAAUGCGGUGAUACCAUAGAGCAGUGAUCUGUAUCCAGGAUCUAUAUCGGACAAAGCCAUUGUCCAGAAGUCGGGGUUUGAGAAGAUCUUCACGUCUGGAGACAUGAUUUUGGCAGACAAAGGCUUCUUGAUCCAGAACUUGAUGCCUACAGAAGUUACUGUGAACAUUCCUCCAUUCCUGAACCACGGAAGGUUUACAGAGAGUGAGAUACUUUUCACAAAAUAAAUAGCGAGAAACAGGAUCCAUGUUGAGAGGGCAAAUGCUCGACUAAAAUAUUAAAAAAUCCUGAGAUUCAUCCCACCUUAUCUGCGUUGCUAUAGUAAUGUGCUGGUGCAGACUUGCUGUGUACCUGUAAACCUCCAAGACCCACUCAUCAGAGAAGUAGCUGUUGAUUGGGAAACAAGAACAAACAAUGAGACAUGAGGAUUGGGUGUUGAGGAACCACUUGUCACAUUGUCCAAGGUGGGUUUGUGUUAUGAUCAUCAAUGCAUUUAUUUUCUGUCCAGAUAAAGAUGUUGAUACAGCAUUGAAAAAGACCCACCACUGACCAACUGUCUCUUUGUUAUCCAGUCCAACAGGAGUGCAUCCCUCAGGCUUUCCGGUGCAUGGACAUCCUGUGCCAGUGUGAUCCGAGCGCAAGUGUCCAGUUGUAGAGACUACUGCAGAUCAAGCCUGUGGACGGACAAGUCAGUAACUCAUCAAAUGUGAUUCAAUAUUGUGUACAGCAAUGAAUUUGAAGCUAUACUAUAUACACAAAAGUAUGUGGACACCCCUUCAAAUUAGUGGAUUCGGCUAUUUCAGCCACACCCGUUGCUGACAGGUGUAUAAAAUCGAGCACACAGACAUGCAAUCUCCAUAGACAAACAUUGGCAGUAGAAUGGCCUUACUGAAGAGCUCAGUGACUUUCAACGUGGCACCGUCAUAGUAUGCCACCUUUCCAACAAGUCAGUUUGUCAAAUUUCUGCCCUGCUAGAGCUUCCCCUGUCAACGGUAAGUGCUGUUAUUGUGAAGUGGAAACGUCUAAGAGCAACAACGGCUCAGCUCAUAGAACGAGACCGCUGAGUGCUGAAGCGUGCAGCACGUAAAAAUCUUCAGUCCUUGCAACACUCAGUUCCAAACUGCCUUUGGAAGAAACGUCAGCACAAGAACUGUUCGUCGGGAGCUUCAUGAAAAGGGUUUCCAUGGCCAAGCAGCUGCAAGAGUUUGGGGAAGGCCCUUUCCUGUUUCAGCAUGAAAAUGCCCCCGUGAACAAAGCGAGGUCCAUACAGAAAUGGUUUGUCGAGAUUGGUGUGGAAGAACUUGACUGGCCUGCACAGAGCCCUGACCUCAACUCCAUCGAACACCUUUGGGAUGAAUUGGAACGCCGACUGUGAGCCAGGCCUAAUCGCCCAACAUCAGUGCCCGACCUCACUAAUGCUCUUGUGGCUGAAUGGAAGCAAGUCCCCGCAGCAAUGUUCCAACAUCUAGUGGAAAAGCUUCCCAGAAGAGUUGAGGCUGUUAUAGACUGUUAUAGUAUGAAAAAUGUAUGCACUCACUAAUAGUAAGUCACUCUGGAUAAGAGCGUCUGCUAAAUGAUUAACAUGUAAAAAUAUAAAAUAGCAGCAAAGGGGGGAACAACUAGCAGGUGACGAGCAGGUGUCCACAUACUUUUGGUCAUGUAGUGUAUAUAUAAUCCCCUGGGGCCCCAAAUGCGGUAGUCCGGCCCUGUGUCUCAGCUGUUCUACUGUAAAUCAACACAGUACAUACAGAAGCACCCUGAUAUUCACCCUCCACACCCCUUUAGUCCCAUUGGGAACCAUGGGUAAACAAAAUUCCGGUAGGCCUGUAGUCAAUAAACAGAGGCGGACUUAGCAUUCCCACAUGGUGUGUGUGUGUGUGUGUGUGUGUGUGUGUGUGUAUGUGUGUGUGUGUGUGUGUGUGUGUAGUCCCUACAUUAGAGCGGAUAAGUGAGGGCCUGAAGAGGACGAGCGUGAGGAAAGGAAUGCCCUCAUCUAUCUGCUAGAAUAGCGUGAGACAUGCCAGUGAUAAGACUGCGAGCACAUCUCUGCGACGAAGGACAUGCUAGAGAAGUGGAACGCGUAGUGAGAAGGGGAAGCAUUUAAUGUUCCAGCCACACCCAGUAGGUGGAGUAGAAGCAACCACAAAACAUCCCCAUCUAUCUAUAUUUAACCCAUCACAAACAAAAGCCUUUAUAGGCCUAUUGCAUACUAUUAAUGCCUUUUAUAAUCAGUCCGUCUACCUGUGAUGAUGUGGCUUUGCGCCAGCCUUGCACAGUCAAAACAUGUCCUUUUUCAGCAAGUGCAGCUCAAAGGUAAAUAGCCGUACUACACUGAGAAUAGUGUUUUACUAUAAAAGUUUAUUCUAGGUUAUUCUUAGUAUUCUGGAUCUAUUUGUAUGUAUUCAAGCUGACUGCUGAACACUGAACACCAUGCUGUAAAUAAAACACCUGGCUUUACAUGAAAGACUGUUGUCCAGCGCCUGCCAUCUCCCUCGGCUGUGAGACACGUUACUUUAUCACACUAACUAUUUAAGUAAUGACACGUUUAUGCAGUCAUAUUACAUUUUUACAUUUACAUUUACAUUUACGUCAUUUAGCAGACACUCUUAUCCAGAGCGACUUACAAAUUGGUGCAUUCACCUUAUGACAGCCAGUGGGACAACCACUUUACAAUUAUUAUUAUUAUUAUUUAUUUAUUUUGGGGGGGGUAGAAGGAUUACUUUAUCCUAUCCCAGGUAUUCCUUAAAGAGGUGGGGUUUCAAGUGUCUCCGGAAGGUGGUGAGUGACUCCGCUGUCCUGGCGUCGUGAGGGAGCUUGUUCCACCAUUGAGGUGCCAGAGCAGCGAACAGUUUUGACUGGGCUGAGCGGGAACUGUGCUUCCGCAGAGGUAGGGGGGCCAGCAGGCCAGAGGUGGAUGAACGCAAUGCCCUCAUUUGGGUGUAGGGACUGAUCAGAGCCUGAAGGUACGGAGGUGCUGUUCCCCUCACAGUUCCAUAGGCAAGCACCAUGGUCUUGUAGCAGAUGCGAGCUUUAACUGGAAGCCAGUGGAGUGUGCGGAGGAGCGGGGUGACGUGAGAGAACUUGGGAAGGUUGAACACCAGACGGGCUGCGGCGUUCUGGAUGAGUUGUAGGGGUUUAAUGGCACAGGCAGGGAGCCCAGCCAACAGCGAGUUGCAGUAAUCCAGACGGGAGAUGACAAUUGCCUGGAAUAGGACCUGUGCCGCUUCCUGUGUAAGGCAGGGUUGUACUCUGCGAAUGUUGUAGAGCAUGAACCUACAGGAUCGGGUCACCGCCUUGAUGUUAGCGGAGAAGGACAGGGUGUUGUCCAGGGUCACGCCAAGGCUCUUUGCACUCUGGGAGGAGGACACAACGGAGUUGUCAACCGUGAUGGCGAGAUCAUGGAACAUGCAGUCCUUCCCCGGGAGGAAGAGCAGCUCCGUCUUGCCGAGGUUCAGCUUGAGGUGGUGAUCCGUCAUCCACACUGAUAUGUCUGCCAGACAUGCAGAGAUGCGAUUCGCCACCUGGUUAUCAGAAGGGGGAAAGGAGAAGAUUAAUUAUGUGUCGUCUGCAUAGCAAUGAUAGGAGAGGCCAUGUGAGGAUAUGACAGAGCCAAGUGACUUGGUAUAUAGCGAGAAUAGGAGAGGGCCUAGAGCUGAGCCCUGGGGGACACCAGUGGUGAGAGCACGUGGUGAGGAGACAGAUUCUCGCCACGCCACCUGGUAGGACCGACCUGUCAGGUAGGACGCAGUCCAAGAGUGAGCCGCGCCGGAGAUGCCCAACUCGGAGAGGGUGGAGAGGAGGAUCUGAUGGUUCACAGUAUCAAAGGCAGCAGAUAGGUCUAGAAGGACGAGAGCAGAGGAGAGAGAGUUAGCUUUAGCAGUGCGGAGAGCCUCCGUGACACAGAGAAGAGCAGUCUCAGUUGAAUGACCAGUCUUGAAACCUGACUGGUUAGGAUCAAGAAAGUCAUUCUGAGAGAGAUAGCAAGAGAGUUGGCUAAAGACGGCACGCUCAAGAGUUUUGGAGAGAAAAGAAAGAAUGGAUACUGGUCUGUAGUUGUUGACAUCGGAGGGAUCGAGUGUAGGUUUUUUGAGAAGGGGUGCAACUCUCGCUCUCUUGAAGACGGAAGGGACAUAGCCAGCGGUCAAGGAUGAGUUGAUGAGCGAGGUGAGGUAAGGGAGAAGGUCUCCGGAAAUGGUCUGGAGAUGAGAGGAGGGGAUAGGGUCAAGCAUAGGGUAGGGCAGUGUGAGCAGGACCAGCGGUGUCAUUUGACUUAACAAACGAGGAUCGGAUGUCGUCAACCUUCUUUUCAAAAUGGUUGAUGAAGUCAUCCACAGACAGGGAGGAGGGGGGAGGGGGAGGAGCGAGAGGAUAGGGGACAUAGAGAGUCAAAGGAUGCAGAAAGGGAGGAGAGGAGGGUUGAGGAGGCAGAAUCAGGAGAUUGGAGGGAGAAGGAUUGAGCAAAGGGAAGAGAUGAUAGGAUGGAAGAGGAGAGAGUAGCGGGAGAGAGAGAGCGAAGGUUGCGACGGCGCAUUACCAUCUGAGUAGGGGCAGAGUGAGUAGUGUUGGAGGAGAGCGAGAGAGAAAAGGAUACAAAGUAGUGGUUGGAGACUUGGAGGGGAGUUGCAGUGAGAUUAGUAGAAGAACAGCAUCUAGUAAAGAUGAGGUCAAGCGUAUUGCCUGCCUUGUGAGUAGGGGGGGACGGUGAGAGGGUGAGGUCAAAAGAGGAGAGGAGUGGAAAGAAUGAGGCAGAGAGAAAUGAGUCAAAGGUAGACGUAGGAAGGUUAAAGUCACCCAGAACUGUGAGGGGUGAGCCAUCCUCAGGAAAGGAACUUAUCAAGGCGUCAAGCUCAUUGAUGAACUCUCCAAGGGAACCUGGAGGGCGAUAAAUGAUAAGGAUGUUAAGUUUGAAUGUGCUAGUGACUGUGACAGCAUAGAAUUCAAAUUAGGAGAUAGACAGAUGGGUCAGGGGAGAAAGAGAGAAUGUCCACUUGGGAGAGAUGAGGAUUCCUGUGCCACCACCCCGCUGACCAGAUGCUCUCGGGUAUGCGAGAUCACAUGGUCAGACGAGGAGAGAGCAGUAGGAGUAGCAGUGUUUUCUGUGGUAAUCCAUGUUUCCGUCAGCGCCAAGAAGUCGAGGUACUGGAGGGUAGCAUAGGCUGAGAUGAACUCUGCCUUGUUGGCCGCAGAACGGCAGUUCCUGAGGCUCCCAGAGACCUGGAACUCCACGUGGGUUGUGCGCGCAGGGACCACCAGAUUAGAGUGGCAACAGCCACGCGGUGUGAGGCGUUUGUAUAGCCUGUGCUGAGAGGAGAGAACAGGGAUAGACAGACACAUAGUUGACAGGCUACAGAAAAUGGCCACAACAAUGCAAAGAAUGAAAUUAACUAAACAUCAGGGAAAGCGAGAGAGCGGGGCCUCCCUCACUUACGUUUCACUGAAACACCCAACUAUAACUCUCCCAACUUCCACCUCAGAAACUAUAAUUGUUGUAAACUACAGCGGUUUAAUGUUUUCUAGGAAUAGACUAACAAGUGACACAGAAUGUAUGCAGAAUAACAUAGAGUCCAGAAUUGAACAAUAGAUUCUAUUCUAUUCUAUCAAGCUGAGUCUUGCUGAGGGAGUUACUGUAUAUAUGGCCCUUGUGACUAACAGCUUUUAAAUACAACGCUUGGCUUACUGCCUGACGUCAGGUCGAUACCACCUGGUAGAUCUCUCGGUGUGCCAAAUGCGAAGAGACGAGACGCCAGCAGGUCAGUCAUCCACAUGACGCGUCAAUGAAUCCACUUUGAUUAAAUGUAGGCUAUUUUCUGCCAAAUAUGACAAUAUCGGCACAUCCUCAACAGAUUUAAUUGAGGUGGUUGGAAGUUAAAUCGAACACGAACACUCCUGAAGAGAGCGAAUAUUCCAGGAACUGCAGGGUGUUCUUUGUUAUGGUUGAUCCGCACUGUAGCGCUUCUGCAUUGACCAUCAACGAGCUGUCAGGGCGGGAGAAUGAAUAACGCAACAUGUAGCAUAUUAAAUCAGAUACCAAGGAGACGAACACGGAUUAUACAAUGUAUCUAUGUGGUGGGGUUCAUGGUAAGUGCAACAUUGUAACCUUUUUUUAAGGCUACAUUUAACAUGUUUGGUAUUGCAGUCACGUUUUAAAUAUGUAACUUUUUGGGCGACCCGACCAAAUUCACAUAGAAAUAUGAGUUGUAGAUAUGUCAUUGCCAUUGAAAGCAAGUCUAAGAAUCGGUAGAUCGGUUCUAUGAGCAUUAUUAACAUAAGUUUAGUUUUUGCAUCUUUUACUUUCUGCUUUGUACACCAGCUUCAAAUAGCUGAAAAUACAAUAUUUUUGGUUAUGGAAAAUAUAUUUCACAGCAGUUUAGAUGGUACAAUGAUUCUCUACACUAUACUUGCUUAUUUUGUCACAUAAACAGAAAUUUGACUAUUAGAUUUUUUGCAACAUAGUGUAUCUUAAAAAACGUUCUUAAAAGGAAUAGAGAGAGAGAGAGAGAGAGAGAGAGAGCAGUGCUCACAUUGGACAUUGAACCUGAUAGUUGAGGCAAAUGCUUGCUGUUGACAUCAGUUUUUUAAACUGUUGGCGUUUACCAACAUUAUAAGGGCUAUAUCAUGACAUUAGGUGCUUUAAACUAUGUAAAAUAUUUAUUCUGGUUUAGGCGGUUCCAUCAUAUAUGAAAUUUGAGACCCUGACCUGCAGGCUACCACAAUAUCAAAUGUAUUAAACAUUGUGCCUGCAUUUGCCAAAAGAUGCAUUACUGGAUUGUUCAGCAGCCUGUCAUUCUAAUGUUGAUCCAACUAGUUAUAAGAGGCAGGUUGAGUCCCAUCACAGCACUGUCAAAAAAAACCUGUCCAACAGAAUCCAUUCCUUGGAAAUCAGUGUUUUGCUCUGAAGGACUUGUUAUUCUGAGAAGAUCAGGGUGUUCACAAGAACAUCAGACUGACUCUGUAAAACGUAUUAUAAACCGGAUGGUUCAAGCCCUAAAUGAUGAUUGGCUGAAAUCCGUGGUAUAUCAGACUGUAUACCAUGGGUAUGACAAAAAAGUAGUAUUUACUCGUCUAAUUACGUUGGUAACCAGUUUAUAAUAGCAAUAAGGCACCUUGGGGGUUUGUGGUAUAUGUCCAAUCCAGCCACUCUGCGUUGCGUCGUGCAUAAGAAAAGCCCUUAGCCGUGGUAUAUUGGCUAUAUACCACACCUCCCUGGGCCUUAUUGCUUAAAUAUAAUAUAAAUGCAUAUCCUGUGGUACAGGAUUAGACUGACUUCAGGUUUAUUGAAUCGUAUGUGGUUUGGACACACACUUACUCUAAACUCACAGAAUUGGAGCAAUACAGAUAUUUUUGAAGACAGUAUGGUAAAUGUUUUAUGUGUAAUGCUAUCCAGAUAAUGAGUAUAGAAGUGAAUGCUACAGAGUGUCUCAAAAACAUUUUCACCCAAAGCCUAAUCCCUUGUGAGAGAGAGGAGCAUCCAUCUUAGAGAGAUAGGAGAGAGAACGAGAGAGGAGAGAGAAGCGAGAGGUAGGAGGAGCACGGAGAGAGAGUAAGAGAAGAGGGGAGAGCGAGAGAAAGACGAGAGGAGAUGCAGAGAGAGGAAGAGUAGGAGAGAGAGAAGACAUGAGAGAGAGAGCAGAGAGAGAGAGAUAGGAGGAGAGAUGACGAGAGCGAUUCGAGAGCGAGAGAUAGAGGCUAGAGAGGAGAUAUCGCGCUUCUCUAUCGAUACUUAUCUCUAUCGCUGCUCUAUAUCUCUAUCUCCUCGCUCUCUCUCUCUCUCUCGCUCUCUUCUCUCUCUCUCCUCUCUAUCUCUCGAUCUCUUCUCAUCUCCUCUCUCUCUCUCUUCUCUCUCAUCUGUCUCUGUCUGUCUCUCUCUCUCACACACACACACACAUGCAUGCACUAACUCCCACACACUGUAUGUUUGGUCCCAGUUUGAAUGUAGAGUUAAGAGUUGAAUUGAACAGUCAGUUUAAUGGGUAGGGCCGCGACACAGCAGGAGCUACAGUAUGACUUCAAUCAAGUCUCUGGCAAGAGCCUCUCUGGAGACAGAUAAACAGGGUGGGAGAGUGUCUAUUUCUCUCCUCAGGCCCAGAACUCUCUUUGUUGUAGGCUACACUCACUAACCAUCAGGCUAGAUAACUGGUACAUUUAGGUCCCUAGUUCAUCUCCUUCCACAGAGCAGAAUACAGUGAGGGGAAAAAAGUAUUUGAUCCCCUGCUGAUUUUGUACGUUUGCCCACUGACAAAGACAUGAUCAGUCUAUAAUUUUAAUGGUAGGUUUAUUUGAACAGUGAGAGACAGAAUAACAAAAAAAUUAAUAAAGUAAAACGCAUGUCAAAAAUUUUAUAAAUUGAUUUGCAUUUUAAUGAGGGAAAUAAGUAUAUGACCCCUCUGCAGAACAUGACUUGGUGGCAAAACCCUUGUUGGCAAUCACAGAGGUCAGACAUUUCUUGUAGUUGGCCACCAAGUUUGCACACAUCUCAGGAGGGAUUUUGUGCCACUCCUCUUUGCAGAUCUUCUCCAAGUCAUUAAGGUUUCGAGGCUGACGUUUGGCAACUCGAACCUUCAGCUCCCUCCACAGAUUUUCUAUGGGAUUAAGGUCUGGAGACUGGCUAGGCCACUCCAGGACCUUAAUGUGCUUCUUCUUGAGCCACUCCUUUGUUGCCUUGGCCGUGUGUUUUGGGUCAUUGUCAUGCUGGAAUACGCACCCACAACCCAUUUUCAAUGCCCUGGCUGAGGGAAGGAGGUUCUCACCCAAGAUUUGACGGUACAUGACCCCGUCCAUCGUCCCUUUGAUGCGGUGAAGUUGUCCUGUGCCCUUAGCAGAAAAACACCCCCAAACCAUAAUGUUUCCACCUCCAUGUUUGACGGUGGGGAUGGUGUUCUUGGGGUCAUAGGCAGCAUUCCUCCUCCUCCAAACACGGCGAGUUGAGUUGAUGCCAAAGAGCUCAAUUUUGGUCUCAUCUGACCACAACACUUUCACCCAGUUCUCCUCUGAAUCAUUCAGAUGUUCAUUGGCAAACUUCAGACGGCCCUGUAUAUGUGCUUUCUUGAGCAGGGGGACCUUGCGUGCGCUGCAGGAUUUCAGUCCUUCACGGCGUAGUGUGUUACAAAUUGUUUUCUUGUUGACGAUGGUCCCAGCUGCCUUGAGAUCAUUGACAAGAUCCUCCCGUGUAGUUCUGGGCUGAUUCCUCACCGUUCUCAUGAUCAUUGCAACUCCACAAGGUGAGAUCUUGCAUGGAGCCCCAGGCCAAGGGAGAUUGACAGUUCUUUUGUGUUUCUUCCAUUUGCGAAUAAUCACACCAACUGUUGUCACCUUCUCACCAAGCUGCUUGGCGAUGGUCUUGUAGCCCAUUCCAGCCUUGUGUAGGUCUACAAUCUUGUCCCUGACAUCCUUGGAGAGCUCUUUGGUCUUGGCCAUGGUGGAGAGUUUGGAAUCUGAUUGAUUGAUUGCUUCUGUGGACAGGUGUCUUUUAUACAGGUAACAAACUGAGAUUAGGAGCACUCCCUUUAAGAGUGUGCUCCUAAUCUCAGCUCGUUACCUGUAUAAAAGACACCUGGGAGCCAGAAAUCUUUCUGAUUGAGAGGGGGUCAAAUACUUAUUUCCCUCAUUAAAAUGCUAAUCAAUUUAUAACAUUUUUGACAUGCGUUUUUCUGGAUUUUUUUGUUGUUAUUCUGUCUCUCACUGUUCAAAUAAACCUACCAUUAAAAUUAUAGACUGAUCAUUUCUUUGUCAGUGGGCAAACGUACAAAAUCAGCAGGGGAUCAAAUACUUUUUUCCCUCACUGUAUAUCUCUAACAACAAUGGUGGUUUGUCUUGCAGUUGCUUCACGGUGUUUGAUUCACUCAUUGUCGGUUUGAAUGAAGAUAAAAGACUGUAAAAACACCAGGAAAUCUGCUCCAAGGGAUUUUUAUUUUGGAAAUCUGUUCCAAAGUAUUCCCACGCAUAAUAGAGAGACACGUGAUUGUUUACAAAUGUAAGCAAGGUUUGAAAUGAUUAAAUUUUAGUCAAAUAUUAUAUCUGUUUGGGCUUUUUGCGGUCAAUUAGCAUUCUACAAAUUAUUUGUAAUUAUGUUCCAGCCCUCCGACCAUCCGCUCAAGAAAAAAUCGGUCCGCGGUGGAAUCUAGUUGAUGAUCCGUGCUCUAAUGCAUCAUAACCGUGCUGAAUAUAAAUUGCAGCGUUUGUGAACCCCACCCUUCAUAAUCUGUUUGGACAUUUUAAAGCAGAUGGUAGCAUAACUUUGAUGCAUGCUGUAUGUUAGAAAGGGUGAUUUGUCAGGGCAGAGUAUUUCAACCCUUCAUUUGACUGUGUUUUCAUUGGCCAUUGACAGGUCAACCUCUGAUGAUCACGAUACUCUGAUGAUACUCUUCUGUUUCGCAGUAAAACAUCCUCCAUAGUCAAAUUUUGUUUUGAAAAUGUUUUUAUGGUGACAUUGUUACAGAGUAAAGGCUUGUGUGACUUCAGUGGUCAGUUGUCAUUCACCUGUGUAAUGGGAAUUUCCAGGUGAACAAAAGCAGUCAGUGAUAAAGUCAAUCUGUUUUAUUACAAGAAUUCAGGGAGUCACCUCCAGAACAGAAGCAUAGAAAAUGUCUAACAGGCCUCUUGGAGACAUGCCUUUUAUAUCUAAUCAGACCAAGGUUAUUAUAGUUUUUUGUUUUUAUAGUAGUUUUUAUUUCUAUUAGUUUUAAGAUUUUAAUUAGAAAUUCAGUUUAGUUUCAGAUCUACUUCACUAGUUUUAAUUGAGUUUAAGUUCUAUAAAAACAUUUAUUUUUCGUUUUUAUAUUAUUUCGUUUCAGUUUUAUUGUUAGGGACAGAAAGAAGGAGACAUUUAUUUGUAGAUUAUGUUUUUUAUUUUUUGUGUGUUUUGUGUUUUUUGGCACUUCUUGCCUCUGUGGGGCAAUAAUACCAUUAGGUGAUGGGUCAGCUCAUAGAUUAGGUUAGGUUUAAAGGUUGACGUAGCGAGAUAGCGCGAGAUGACGUAGAUGCACGAAGUAAACAGUGGUAGUGGGUCAAUUUCUGCAACAGCCAGGAGUGCGAGGCUAAACUUCUCUGCUGUUUUGGUCCCGUAACUACCACGUUGUAGCAGCAAGAAGCGCCCCCGUGCACAUGUGCAGAUACUCUGUUUGCGAGUUCUUGCAUAGUGCUCAUCUCAAUUCGGGUCACCGCCUUUCAAAGUGUUUUGCAUUCUGGGGAUAAAAGGUAAGGUGAAAGCAACCAACUGCAGUGUUGCCAUUGUUUAUAAAAUAAAAUGAUGUUGCUUAUAACGUCGACAUAAACAUGUCUCCAACCCCCAUAUCACACACUCGCAAUCUGAAAAUAUGUGUGUGUACAUUGUUUCAAUAUGCUUUGCGUUGUAGUCACAACAGACAAAGAUAUAUAGUUAAGCAAACUUUACUAGGCAUGUUGUCAACCCGCACAUUCAUACAGUAAGUCCCAACUGGUUUCCGUUUCCUGUGUAACAUCAAUAUUGAUACAUGUUCCCUUCUUUUUAUUUUUUUAUUUUUUUUACAACAAAGGCAGACUCCACCUAACUUUGGCUUGUAGUCCAUGUCUGCAAUAAACUGGAAUGUGAACUGAAUGUUUGUUUACUGUCUCUGACUGUCCAUUAAUUCUUAUUAUUUUUACCCUCCCACAAAGUCUUUCAGGUGUAUAGGUCUUCGGAUGGCCCUACCAGACCUUGUGUGGGGAGUGUUGAUUACAUCAGGAGGUGCUUGACCUGAGAUGUUUGGAUCUUCUUGUUGAGGUGGAGCGUCCACCUCUAGGUUGUGUUCAGCAACCUGCUGGGCAUCAGCUGGUGCUCUGUUUACUGGCUCUGUGCCAGGCUCCUCAACAGUGGGGAAAUCAUCCUCUAUUUCUCUGCUCUUCCUCAGGUGUCGCCUGUUCCUCCUGAAGACUUGUCCCUGUUCUGUCUUCACCUCAUAGGACGUUUGCUCCACUGGUCUGACUACUGUGGCCCUCUGCCACCAGUGUUUCUGUCCUGUGAGUGGCUGAACUCUCACCCUGUCAUCUCGUUGCAGCUCUGUGAGAUCCUUAGCAGAGGUGUCGUAGUACUUCGCCUGUUUCUGCUGUCUUUCUUUGAACUUCUCCAGCUCACAGUUUGCCAUCCCCGGUCUCAGAAGAUUUUCACUCAUUAUAAGUAGUGUCUUUGUACGUCUUCCCAUGAGCACCAUUGCAGGGCUGCUGUCUGUUCCUUGUGACGAGGUAUUUCUGUGAUCCAGCAUGGCCAGGUAUGGGUCAGCACCUGCUCUCUUUGCUUUUGGCUGUUUUCACUGCCGAUUCCACUUUCCCAUUACUUUGCGGGUAUCCUGGAGACUAUGUUUUGUGUGUAAAGUGCCAAGCCUUGCUGAAACUUCGGAACUCGUCUGAAGAGUACUGGGGACCAUUGUCUGAGUAAAGAAUGUCAGGUAUCCCAUAGCGUGCAAAGUGUGUCUUCAGUUUUCGAAUGACCGUUUUCGACUGUGUGUUCUCCAAAUGGUCCACUUCCCAGAAGUUGGAGAGAUAAUCAACUGUGACCAUGUAGUCUCUGUCGUAUACUGGAACAGGUCAGUCCCUAUUUUUUCCCAGGGACGCUUUGGUGCUUCGUGGGGCCUCAACGUUUCUUUCUGCUGCUUCAUACCCCAUGCCGUGCAGGUGCUACAUUGUGCCAUGUAUGUUCUCAGCUGUGCAUUCAUGCCUGGCCAGUAGACACACUCGCAAGCUCUUCUCAGACAUCCCUCUGUUCCUAUGUGUGAGGAAUGGAUUCUCUGCAUUAUCUCUGACCUGAGGGCAGUAGGCACAACGACUCGCUCACCUCUGAAGAUAACUCCAUUUUGCACACUCAGCUCAUCUCUGUUGUGAAAAUAAAUGGCUACUUCCAAGGGUACAUGUCCUUUCACUUCAGGCCAACCCUGCAGAAUCACAUUUUUCAGUGUCUGGAGCUCCCGGUCCAGCUCAGUGACUCUCUGGAUGUGCUUUAGUCUCUCGCUUGACACAGGGAGGUAGUGUAUCAUAUUGAUUGAUUCCACUUCGACCUCCACAGGGCCUCUGUUGUCUUGUUCUGUGAGGUCUUGUUCUCAGGGUGUCGGCCAGAACCACAUGUUUUCCCGGAACGUAGCGGAGACUGACCUCAUAGUUUUGGAGUCUCAUGAGUAUGCGUUGUAGUCUUUUUGGUGCGCUGAGGAGAGCCUUUGUCAUGAUGCUCUCUAGAGGCUUGUGAUCUGACUGCACUUCCACAGUUCGUCCAUAUGUGAAUUGGUGGAACCUCUCCAUGCCAAACACCACUGCAAGCAGCUCCUUCUCUAUCUGUGCAUACCCUUUUUCAGUCUCUGUCAGGGCUCUGGUGGCGUAUGCUAUUGGUUGUCCUCCCUGCAUCAAGGCUGCUCCUAACCCACUCUCUGAAGUAUCACACUGUAGUACAAGCUGCUCUGUUGGGUUGUAGUAUUUCAGCACAGGGGUCUGUGCAAUGGUAUCCCUGAUUUUACUGAAAGCCUGCUCAUGUCUCUCUGACCACUCCCACAAUGAGUCCUUGUGUGUUAGCUGUCGCAGUGGCUCGCAGAGCUCCGUGGCAUGCGCAGCCACCUGUAGCAUCCCAUGGGAGUAGAGAACGUGGUGAGAUAGCAGGAUUCCUCCUCCAGUUCCACAUGUCAAAAUCCAUGUUUUACAUCACAAACAGAACACGUGUGCUCUGUUCAGAUCUGGCAGCAUGUCUUCAAUAGUGGGAAGUGGGUAAUGGCUCCUCUUGAGCGCCUUGUUGAGAGGUUUCGGAUCAAUGCACACUCUUAGUUUUCCAGACGGUUUCUUCACUACGAUCAGGCUGCUAAUCCAAUCUGUGCUUUUUUCAACUGCUUUUUUCGUCCUUCUUUUCUCUAGACCACUGAGCUCCUCUCUGAGUGGUUUAUAUAGUGCUACUGGCACUCUUCUCUUUGGCAGAUGGACGGGCUCCACUCGCUCAACCACCUCCAGCUUCAGUUUGCCGGGUAAGCAUCCAUCUCCCUGGAAUACAUCAGAGUACUCUUGUUUAAUUUGCUCUUUAGUCCAGGAUCCUGUUGUUUUCUCGAUGGCCAGGAUGUUGUGAUGCUGCACAGUAAUCAACUCCAUUGCCUGGAUAGCCUUACUGCCUAGAAUGGGCCUGUGCACAUUCUUGUUGACUACGAUGAACUCAACUCGGUAGGUUUUCUUAUUGCGUGGAUUGAUCACUUUAAGUGUGCACUUCCCCAGUGGCAUCAGAGUACUCUUGUUAUACAUCACCAACACCUGACUGCAGGGCUCGAGGUGACUGGCUUUUAUGAGGUUUGCAGGGAUAACAUUACAACUAGCACCACAAUCUAGCUGAAAUCUGACUGACUUUUUGUUGACCAGCAUGGUUGCAAAGAGAGCUGCAUUGGGGUCUGUGGUUUUCUCCUGCGUCACGUUGAUGCUCUCUGACUUUGGCCCUAGUGUGAUGCAGAGAACAUCCUCACCGCUCUCUGAGUCAGCUAACGCAUUUUCCAUUGCUGGUCCCUGCACUUUUGCAAAUCGUAGAGAAGUGAUUGUUUUUUCCACAGGAUUUACAUUUUUGUCCAUAUGCAGGGCAUUUUUCCUUUUUUCUCUCAUGUGUCCGUCCACAGUAUCUGCAUUGUAUAAUGCUCUGUCCCUCUGUAGGGUCUCCUCUCCCUCUCGGUCUCUCUUUCUUUGUGACUGCAUGCACUGCUACAGGGCCCUGCACAUUUAUGACUUUAUCUCUCUGUCUGGACAGUUCUGCAGCUCUGCCAAUCUGUAUGCAUUUCUCUAAACUGAGAUCAGUCUCUCUGAGUAAGCGCUCUCUUAAGUGUGGGUCACAUGUGCCACACACAAUCCUGUCCCUGAUAAGAUAGUCUGUGAUUACACCAAAGUAAAGGCCACUAGAGUCCUCAAUUCAGUGAGAUAUUUGUCUAAACUCUCAUCUUGUCACGCCCUGGCUCUGGGGACUCUUAUAUGUUGAGCCAGGGUGUUAGUUUCUAUGUGUAGUGUCUAUGUUUUGUUUUCUAUGUGUUCUUUUCUAGAUCGUGUGUUUCUGUGUUGGCCGGGGUGGUUCCCAAUCGGAGGCAGCUGUGUCUUGUUGUCUCUGAUUGGGGACCAUACUUAGGCAGCCUGUUGUGCACUUGUCAUUUGUGGGAUCUUGUUCCGUUUAGGUUUGUGUUGUAUGACCGAGGACUUCACUUCACGUUUCGUUUUGUUGUUUUGUUGUAGUGUGCAAAGUACGCAUUAAAAGAUGUACGCAUAUCGCGCUGCGCCUUGGUCCACUUAUUACGACGAUCGUGACAGAAGAUCCCACCAAAUAAGGACCAAGCAGCGUGUCCAGGAGCAGACAGCCUGGACUUGGGAGGAGAUCUUGGACGGGAAGGGGUCCUGGACAUGGGAGGAAAUCCAGGCCGGAAUGGAUCGCCGUCCGUGGGAAGAGACUGUGGAGGCGCGCCAUAGAGAGGAGCAGCGGCGCCAACCGUGCCGACGUCGGACACGCAAGAGGCAACCCCAAUAAAUUUUUUUGGGGGGGCACACGGCUUGGACGACGGGGCUGCUGGAGGCAGCUACAGGGCGUAUCGGCGGAUUAGGAGAGGAGGCCACCGGGUUUGGGGGGCUGGAAGGGAGGUUGGCGGAGCCUAGAGGUAGAGCAGAGCCAACUCCCCGUACUCAGGCUAGGCAGCGUGAGACUGGGCAGGUUCCGAGGUUUGCGGAGCUGCAUACUGUGCCGCGAGUGGUCCGGCACAGUCCUGUACGUCCUGUGCUAGCACCACGCACGUGUCGUGCGAAGGUGGGCAUGCAGCCAGGACGGAGUGUGCCGGCUCAACGCUCGUGGCCUCCAGUACCCCUCCUCGGUCCCGGAUAUCCUGCGCCAGUGCCACGUGCUGUAGUGCCAGUACGAGUGCACAACCCUGUACGUCCUGUGCUGAUGCCUCACACAGAGUGUGUAGAGAUAGGCAUUCAGCCAGGAUGGGUUGUGUCAGCUCUUCGCUCCAGACCUCCAGUCCGUCUCCACAGCCCGGUCCGGCCUGUUCCUGCUCCCCGCACCAAACCAGUGGUGCGCGUCUCCAGCCCGGCCCGGCCUGUUCCUGCCCCUCGCACCAAGCCUGUGGUGCGCGUCGCCAGCCCGGCCCGGCCUGUUCCUGCCCCUCGCACCAAGCCUGUGGUGCGCGUCGCCAGCCCGGCCCGGCCCGUUCCUGCUCCCCGCACCAAGCCUAUGGUGCGUGUUCCCAGUCCAGCCCGGUCCGUUCCGGCUCCCCGCACCAAGCCAGUGGUGCGCGUCGCCAGCCCGGCCCGGCCUGUUCCUGCCCCUCGCACCAAGCCUGUGGUGCGCGUCGCCAGCCCGGCCCGGCCUGUUCCUGCCCCUCGCACCAGGCCUGUGGUGCGCGUCGCCAGCCCGGCCCGGCCCGUUCCUGCUCCCCGCACCAAGCCUAUGGUGCGUGUUCCCAGUCCAGCCCGGUCCGUUCCGGCUCCCCGCACCAAGCCAGUGGUGCGCGUCGCCGGCCCGGCCUGUUCCUGCCCCUCGCACCAAGCCUGUGGUGCGCGUCGCCAGCCCGGCCCGGCCUGUUCCUGUCCCUCGCACCAAGCCUGUGGUGCGCGUCGCCAGCCCGGCCUGUUCCUGCUCCCCGCACCAAGCCUGUGGUGCGCGUCGUCAGCCCGGUCCGGCCUGUUCCUGCUCCCCGCACCAAGCCAGUGGUGCGCGUCGUCAGCCCGGUCCGGCCCGUUCCUGCUCCCCGCAACAAGCCAUUGGUGCGCGUCGUCAGCCCGGCCCGGCCCGUUCCUGCUCCCCGCACCAAGCCAGUGGUGCGCGUCAUCAGUCCGGCACAGCCCGUGCCUGUUCCACCGGUGCCUGGUCAGGUACCGGUCAGCUGCUCCACACCGGAGCCUAAGCAAUCCGCUCCACCGAUGUCCAGUCCAGUUCCAGCCAGCGGGACCAGACCAGGGGCGCUACGGGGGGGGUAGUUAGAGAGUGGUGGUCACGCCCGGAGCCGGAUCCGACUCCGAGGCGGAAUGCCCACCCGGCCCCUCCCCUGUUGGGUUUAGUUGGCGCGGUCGCUGUCCGCGCCUUUGGGGGGGGGUACUGUCACGCCCUGGCUCUGGGGACUCUUAUAUGUUGAGCCAUGGUGUUAGUUUCUAUGUGUAGUGUCUAUGUUUUGUUUUCUAUGUGUUCUUUUCUAGAUCGUGUGUUUCUGUGUUGGCCGGGGUGGUUCCCAAUCGGAGGCAGCUGUGUCUUGUUGUCUCUGAUUGGGGACCAUACUUAGGCAGCCUGUUGUGCACUUGUCAUUUGUGGGAUCUUGUUCCGUUUAGGUUUGUGUUGUAUGACCGAGAACUUCACGUUUCGUUUUGUUGUUUUGUUGUAGUGUGCAAAGUACGCAUUAAAAGAUGUACGCAUAUCACGCUGCGCCUUGGUCCACUUAUUACGACGAUCGUGACACAUCUUGGCCCUGACUUUGCAUAAAAAAAAUAUAUCUCUCAAUUGUUUCAUUUUUCACAAAAUGCAUCCAGUGCUGCAAUUACUUCCUCAACAGAGAGAUUGUCUUUUGUACUGCCCACGCAUAGAGUAUCACAAAUCUCUCUGCCUUUUCCCCCAAUGAGAUAAUACAGUAGCUUCACUUUGUAAUCCUCAGGUUUUUCUCUCAUUGUAAGAGCCAUGUACAAAUUGAAUUCCUCUCUCCAUCUUUUCCAGGUCAGUGCUAAAUUACAAUCAUCAAAGUCUAUUUUUCCCGGAGGUUUCAGUCCAUGGCGAUUUAUUCUUAGAAUGGAACGUUAGCUACUCACGAAUCUGCUUGUAUCCAAAAUCCAGCUAGCUAUUGGAUACGAUAGCUAGCUAACGUUAACGUUUCGGCGCGAUGACUAGCCUGUAAGCGCGGCACUUUUUCAAACUGCCGCCUGGGACGUAUUCUUCCUUUACAUCGAUGAGAUCCAGGUUAUUUUGAGUACCGCUGCCACCAUGUUUCAAUAUGCUUUGCGUUGUAGUCACGACAGACAAAGAUAUAAAGUUAAGCAAACUUUACUAGGCAUGUUGUCAACCCGCACAUUCAUACAGUAAGUCCCAACUCGUUUCCGUUUCCUGUGUAACAUCAAUUUAAGUAACAUCAAUAUUGAUACAUACAUCGCAUGAUUUUUGUAACGUUCAUGUAAUCGACAUGUAGGCACAAGUCAGACAAUUGUUAUCCCGAUGCAAAGGUGGUGACCCGAUUGACAAAAGUGGCUCUAACGCAUCCACAGACUGCAUGAACUUGUAAAAAAUGGUGUGAUCAAAGGUCAUGAAGUUUUCACUGCAGUCGACUGCAAGUUUCUGCCCUUCACCAACUUCCUCCUGCAGCCAUUGUGGGAGGCUCUGUUGUUAACCAAUCAUAAUGGUGUUUCUGUUUGACCCAUGCGAACGUGACCAAAGACAUGACGGGAAACAGGAACCAAAUUGCCUUGAUUUAUGUUUACAGUGGACAUACAGUAUACAAAUAAAUCUGAUAUGAGGCUCUCUCUCACUAAUUGAUUGUACAAUGUGUACACACAUAAUAUUAUAUUAUGAUUUCAGUUUGUGAUUGUGUGAUAUAAGGGUUAGAUACAUGUUUAUUUCGACAUUAUAAAGAAAACCUUUUAUAAACAAUGGCAACACUGCCAUGUUGAUCUGAGCCUUGCUGUUGGAAAACCACAUUAGUGUCUGACUUUCGGCUCUCGCAGAUGCACCUCCCCCGACUUCAGUCCUCGAUUUUCUCUACAGUCAGGUGAUAUAUUUUUACCACUCAAACAUGCCCAAUAUCUUGGGUGCUGCUCUUGGCAACACCAUCUCGCUGAAUCUACUUUUAAAUUAUCAAGUAAAUCUCAAUGUGACCCGCCAGAUUCAGAAGUUUGAAAAUCCCAUCAGAAAAAAGCUUCAAAACCUAAUUCGAUUUCUGCCCCCAAAAACUAAAACUGAACAUAAUCAUGAUGGUUUUUUAUUUUAGUUCGUUUUGGAGUCAAAGAUAAUAGUUUCAGUAUAGUUUUAGUUUUUCAAAUGGGUUUGUUAAUUGUUUAAUUUCAGUUUACUAAAUCGUUUUUUGAUGAUUCGUUUUUGUUUCAGUUUUCAUUUAUUCUAAUAACCUUCAAUCAGACCAAAUGUUCUCUUAACAUCACCUCGAGAGGCUUGUACGAAGUCAAAACAAAAGACAGUGAUUUUGCCACCUGCUACAGAAUUACACAGUGUUCAUAAUGUCAUCAGUACAAUAACAAUCAGUGUGUCCUCAGUCCUUGUGCCUUCAGGAGCUCUUGCGUCAAUCACUAUCGAAGGAAAUGAGAACAAUCCAUAGCAGUCAGUGACAAGUCUAGUGACCAUCAACCAGUACACAAAUGAGUGUCACAUAUAGAACACUGGAGACCAUGUGUUACAAGAAGAGAAAACAUAAAUAUGCUAAGCAUUGUGUUAAUCAUUCUAAACUGAAUAAGAACUUCAUUCACCUUACAUUUCCCCACUACAACCUUUUUCCUGGGUGUUUGUUGUGGUUGUUGUUUGUUGUGGUUGUUGUUUAUGUGUUGUCUAUGACUGUGUCGUUACUGUAGCUCAACAGUGUUCGAACUGAAAAUAACACCUGCUGAGGUCACUCAGUCUAUACUCUCUCUCCCUCUUCUCUCUCUCUCUCUCUCUCGCUCUCUCUCUCAUCUCUCCUCCUCUCUCUCUCUCUUCGCCGCUCUCUCUCUCGCUCUCUCUCUCCUCUCUCUCUCCUCUCUAUCUCUCUCUCCUCUCUCUCCUCUCUCUCUCUCUCUCUCUCUCUCGCGUUCUCUUCCGUCUCUCUGUCUCCUCACCAGGACCUGUUUGGGGUGAGCAUGAUCAUUCCCCUGCUGAGUCACCAUGUGAAGGCCCUGGGGGCCAGCCCCACCAUGGCAGGCUUAGUAGGUAGGUGGGAUGGUGAUGAUGGUGAUGAAGAUAUAAUACCAGAAAAAAUGUGAGAGUUCAAAUUAAUGUCAUAGUUUGUAAGGUGUUUUCAUACAUCAGAAGUGGUGGUAUAAUUUAGCUGUAGAAAAUGACUUUUUAUUGCAUGAAAUAUUUUAUGAAACAAACGGAUGGGGACCUCUGAGGACAAUAGAUGUGUCACGCCCUGGCUCUGGGGACACUGUUAUGUUGAGCCAGGGUGUGUAGAUCUAUGUUCCGUAUUUCUGUGUUCGCCUGAGUGACUCCCAAUCAGAGGCAACGAGUGUCAGCUGUUUGCUGGUUGUCUCUGAUUGGGAGCGAUAUUUAAACUGUCGGUUUUCCUUUGUGUUUUGUGGGUUCUUGUUUCGAGUUGGUUGUGUUAUACCGUGUACUGUCACGUUUCCGUCUUUUGUUGUUUUGAUAUCGUUUCGCUUAAUAAAUGAGUAUGUUUGCCUGCAACGCUGCGCCUUGGUCUACUCCUUACCCUGACGAUCGUGACAGAAGAACCCACCUAAACUGGACCAAGCAGCGUGAAGAGGAGAGAGGAAGGACCUGGGAUCAGUGGAGUAGGAGUUUCGACUGGGCCCCGCUAAGUGAAGAGAAGAGAGGCUGGUCUAUGGAGCAAUGGAUUAAGAGUUUCGACUGGGUCAAGCCAAUUGAGGAGCUGAAUAGCGGGAGUUGGAAGCAGAAGAGUGAGAGUCUGGCGAGAACUAGGGAGGCCUGGUCCACGGGGAGGAGAGAACCCCAGAAAAUUUUUAGGGGGGGGCUCACGACGUGGACGACGGGGCAGCAGGAGGCCGCGAUGGAGCGGUCCAGCGGGUGUGCAGAGGAGGCCGCCAGGUUAAGGGGGCCACUGGUCACAGAGGAGAGGGAAAGUGUGGAGGCAUGGCGAGAGGUACUGGGGUGUGUUACCAGUCCGGUCCGGCCCGUUCCUGAUCCCUGCGUAGGGCCAGUGGUGUGUGUCUCCAGUACGGUCCGGCCUGUUCCUGUUCCUCGCAUCGAGCCUGUGGUGCGUGUCGUCAGCCCGGCCCGGCCUGUUCCUGCUUCCCGCACCGAGCCUAUGGUGCGCGUCGCCAGCCCGGCCCGGCCUGUUCCUGCUCCCUGCACCAAGCCUGUGGUGCGCGUCGCCAGCCCGGUCCGGCCUGUUCCUGCUCCCCGCACCAAGUCGGUGGUGCGUAUCGUCAGCCCUGUCCGGCCCGUUCCUGCUCUCCGCACCAAGUCUGUGGUGCGCGUCGCCAGCCCGGCCCGGCCUGUUCCUGCUCCCCGCACCAAACCUGGGUUGCGCGUCGCCAGCCCGGUCCGGCCUGUUCCUGCUCCCCGCACCAAGUCUGUGGUGCGUUUCGUCAGCCCUGUCCGGCCCGUUCCUGCUCUCCGCACCAAGUCUGUGGUGCGCGUCGCCAGCCCGGCCCGGCCUGUUCCUGCUCCCCGCACCAAACCUGUGGUGCGCGUCGCCAGCCCGGUCCGGCCUGUUCCUGCUCCCCGCACCAAGUCUGUGGUGCGUUUCGUCAGCCCUGUCCGGCUCGUUCCUGCUCUCCGCACCAAGUCUGUGGUGCGCGUCGCCAGCCCAGUCCGGCCCAUUCCUGCUCCACGCACCAAGCCAGGGGUGUGUAUCAUCAGCCCGGUCCGGCCAGUUGCUACUCCACGCACCAAGCCAGGGGUGCGCAUCGUCAGCCCGGUCCGGUCCGUUCCUGUUCCACGCACCAAGCCAGGGAUGCGUGUCGUCAGUCCGGCUCCGGCCAGCGGGGCUAGACAGGACCAGGGGUACUUUGGUGGGUUGGAGAGGAAGUGGGGAUCGGGCCCAGAGCCGGAUCCGCCGCCAAGGCGGGGUGCCCACCCGGUCCCUCCCCUGUGGUAUUUAGUUGGCUCGGUCGGAGUCCGCGCCUUUAGGGGGGGGUACUGUCACGCCCUGGCUCUGGGGACACUGUUAUGUUGAGCCAGGGUGUGUAGAUCUAUGUUCCGUAUUUCUGUGUUCGCCUGAGUGACUCCCAAUCAGAGGCAACGAGUGUCAGCUGUUUGCUGGUUGUCUCUGAUUGGGAGCCAUAUUUAAACUGUCGGUUUUCCUUUGUGUUUUGUGGGUUCUUGUUUCGAGUUGGUUGUGUUAUACCGUGUACUGUCACGUUUCCGUCUUUUGUUGUUUUGAUAUCGUUUCGCUUAAUAAACGAGUAUGUUUGCCUGCAACGCUGCGCCUUGGUCUACUCCUUACCCUGACGAUCGUGACAAGAUGAAGGAAGUAAAUAAGCUUUCUCUCUGCGUGGGAAAUCACCAGCUGAUGUACUCAUUUCAUAUCACUGUGAGCGCUGAUUGAGUUCACAGGGUCUGAUAGCUUAUGCAAAGUGCUACAGCGGCUUGCAUUGUAGGCAAGCUAUAAUCAUAAAUAUCUCUAGCGGCUCACCGCUGUUGGCAUUGGUCUAUAAACAAUAGUUCAACAUUCAGAAUGUGCCAUAAUCUGUGCCUAAUGCAUUGAUUUAUGUUUCAGGUUCCACAUAUGGGAUCCUACAGCUCUUCUCUAGCACUAUAGUUGUAAGUAUUGACAUGGUGUUCUGAAGACAGGCAUUAGUGUUGUGGUACUGUAUGUCUUGUGGUAUGCCAGUGUGUUUCUGGUAUGACAGCAUUGAGCAGUCACACACACACACUGCCCUAAGACCUCUCCUGACAUGGUGUUUGUGUCCUUUGGUCUCCACGACGAUGUCAACAUCUGAGGGUCUGAUUGGAGCUGGAUGCUCCACCAUGCCCUAACAUUAACAUCCACACAUUCCUCUGAAUCUAUGGCUCUUAACAAGGAUGAUACUGUACGCUGAGAGAGGCCUCCUCUGAAGAGAGAUAGAGAUUCUCAGAGUAGAGUUGUGAGGCACUUCCCCUUCCCCCACAGUCUCCUGAAAUUGGUUUAUGAGACGAAUUAAAGGAGGAGAAGGAAUCGUUUGUGGCCCCAGUGAACAGACAGGCAGGGAGGGAUGGAUGGAUGGGGUGAUGGAGGGAGGGAGGGAGGGAGGGAUGGAUGGAUGGGGUGAUGGAGGGAGGGAUGGAUGGAUGGGGUGAUGGAGGGAGGAAGGAGGGAGGGAGGGAUGGAUGGGGUGAUGGAGGGAGGAGGGAGGGAGGGAGGCAACAGCCAGGUCUCUAUGGUAAUCCCCACAGGCCACAUCCAGAACACAGCAAAUUCAAUUGACUCUGAUUCCAUUAUACCGUGUGUGUAUGUGUGUGUGCAUGUGCGUGCAUUUCUACAUGCACGCUAUAGAGUCAGAUUUUGUGUUAUGUGUCUGCGUGUGUAAGCCCGCGUGUGUGACUCAGUUGGUAGAGCACGACGCUUGCAACGCCAGGGUUGUGGGUUCGACUCCCACGGGGGACCAGUACGAAAAUGUAUACACUCACUACUGUAAGUGGCUCUGGAUAGGAGCGUCUGCUAAAGGACUAACAUGUAAAUUAAUGAGUGUUUCUAUUUCAGCGUAUAAGUGUUGUCUGUGUGUCAUGCAUAUAUCAGUGGAAUGAGAGACUGUGGAGGUGCCUGGGUUGCUUGGCCCAGAGGACCACACAGUGGAAUUCCUCUGUACCACUGACACUCAUGUCCUCGUGUUACGCCCUCAGAAAGAGGGGGGGUCUCAUUAUCUCAUGCUCUAUGUUGUUGGUUGGGCAGCCAGGAUAAGUCUCAAUAGUUUAAAGUGGAUUCCUUUCCUCAUUUAAGGAAAGGAAUCCAGGGUAGAUGCAAGGGUAGAUGAUGGAAAGGAAGCCAGUAGUGUCCAUUGAGAUGCACCCUGUGUCCAGCAACAAUGUGGAGACGUUUAAUACCUUGUGUUACUAUGUGAAACAAUACUACUCUGUCCUAUAUGCCACUUCCCAGGAUGCGAUGUCACUUCCUGUGUGUGAUGAUGGUGGUUGUGAUUGGCAGGGCAGCUGGAGUGACGUGGUGGGAAGGCGGUACUCUAUGCUGACGUGUCUGCUGCUGAGUGCUCUGGGCUACGGCCUGCUGGGGAUGUCCACCAACAUCACCCUGUUUGUCCUGGCUAGGAUCCCUGUGGGUGAGUCAGACUGGGGGAGAGAGGGGGAGGUAGAACACCUUGGGUGAGUCAGGGAGGAGACUAAUUGCUUCAGAGGCUUUGGCCUUGAAAGACCUCUACCAUUUAUCUGAGUCUGAAUCGUUCACAAAAUAUGCUUUUGACGUUGUAAUUGCACCGUGACCGUCAGUAAAGAAAUAAUCAAUCAGUAACGUUCUGUUACACACAAACAUGUUAAAACUACUUAUCUGUGUCAUGUGUCCGCUCCCUCUCGCUCUGUCCUCCAGGGCUGUUCAAGCACUCCCUGUCUAUCUGCCGGGCCCUGCUUUCUGAUCUGGUGUCUGAGGCGGAGCGCCCCCUGGUGAUGGGGCACUUCAACGCGGCCUCCAGCGUGGGCUUCAUCUUGGGACCCGUGGUGGGGGGCUACCUCACAGAGCACGAGGGGGGCUUCUACACCUCCUCCUUCACCUGCGCCGCCAUCUUCCUCCUCAAUACAGGUAGGUGGGGGUGAGGGGAGAGGAUGGGAGGUGGGGGAGGGAGGGAGGGAGGGAGAGGCAAGGAGAGAGAGAGGGAAGGAGCAGGAGAGUAGGCAAUAGGGGUGCAAGGCAAAUAUGUUGGUAUUCCCAAUUGUAAAUCCCACCUUAACUCUAGCCACUUUGUGGAUGUGAAAGGAUGGUAUAGGUGCAAGCAAUGUUGUGAAAAUUCCAGCCAGAUGGAAUCAGAUGUUAUCAUACAGCAUAUACCUAGCCAGUCUAUGUGCUUUCUAACCUUGUGUUUGUUUUGUUCCAUCCAGGUCUGGUUUGGCUGCUUCCCUGGAGCGAUGCACUAACCCCACGCACCGAUGCUAACUCCAACAGCAGCGCUAGCAAAGCCAGCUGCCACGAGAACGACAACCACUUCAUCUCGACACAGCAAAACUGCUCCCAUGGCAACAGCAAUAAACACACUACAGCGUCGGCGACAGCGGUCACGGGAUCAGUGACUCCGGGGAAGAACCAAAGGAGCUGGGACCUGGACUGGGGGGAGGUGUCCCUGCUCCAGCCUGCCUGGCGUCAGCUCUCCUCGGUGGGCUCCAAGAUUAGCACGGUGGCCUCCUCGGACAUGUGGGACCUGUUCCUGGUGCGUCUGCUCAUGGCCAUGGCCAUAAUGCUGUACUACAGUAACUUCUCCCUGGCCAUGGAGGAGCGCUUCAUGCUGAAGCCCAAGGCCACAGGUUAUCUAAUCAGCUACAGCUCUACCCUGGGGGCCCUAGCCGGGUGCUUGGUGGGGCCCGUCACCAAACUGUACGGUAACGAUAUGCCGGCGCUGUUGCUACACUCUACGGUCCUCACGUGUUGCCUAAUCCUGCUCUACGCCGCAGCGCCCAGUGUCUGGCAUGUGUUGUUAAGUUCCACUUUCUUCGCCAUCUCCACGACCAUCGGACGCAACUGCAUCACCGACCUGGAGCUGCAGAAAGGGGGAGCUCACGCCAGCGGCACACUCAUCGGGGCGGGGCAGUCGGUGACUGCGGUGGGGCGCGUGCUCGCCCCCCUGCUCUCGGGGCUGGCCCAGGAGUUUAGUCCCUGUGGGCCCCCUGUUCUGGGGGUGGGACUGGCGUUAGCGGCUGUCGCCCUGCUGCUGGUCAGGGUGCAAAAAUGGGACGGGAGAGGCAAGAGGAAAGAGGCAUAA
Molecule: messenger RNA, 25973 nt
Organism: Coregonus sp. 'balchen'
Lineage: Eukaryota; Metazoa; Chordata; Actinopteri; Salmoniformes; Salmonidae
Source: the annotation of a GenBank genome assembly